Molecule: messenger RNA, 3004 nt
Organism: Helicoverpa zea (corn earworm)
Lineage: Eukaryota; Metazoa; Arthropoda; Insecta; Lepidoptera; Noctuidae
Product: aminopeptidase N
Exons: 15
Coding region: 146-2959 (937 amino acids)
Biological process (GO): peptide catabolic process; proteolysis
Cellular component (GO): cytoplasm
Molecular function (GO): zinc ion binding; metalloaminopeptidase activity; peptide binding
Source: RefSeq, a predicted model, not a curated record
AAGAGGUUCACAACAGUUGAGUAGUCAGUGCAAAUGAGCCAUAUCCUGCUGACAAUUGAGGGGGACCGAAGCUGGAACAUCACAGUGGCAAUCUGCACGAGUAGAACCCAACACAUUAACAAAGUAAGAAGAAGCGAAGACAGCGAUGUUCACCCAACUGAUGUUAGUAUGUCUUUGCCUACGAGUCGCGAACUCCAUGCCACCGGACAAGGUCCCAGUCCACAUAAUCAAAGCCCGCAGUAUUGACUUAAACAAUGCCCAUGGCUUAUCAAUGGAGACCCGUCUAGACAAAGUGGUAGAGCCUACAGGGUACCGUCUAGAUCUAGAACCUUACCUCGAAGAUGGUCUCUUCAAAGGCCACGUGGCCAUCAAUGUGACGUGGUUGAAGGAUGGCAAUGAAGUCAGCGUGCAUUGUGCACAAGAAAUUGAGAUCUUGGAGCAUGAAGUUAGAGCUCAUUUUCCUGGUGAUGCCAAGGAGGAUAAGAGAAUUACAGUAAAUAGAUUAUCAAUGGACCCUAAGAAGCCUAUUGCGACCCUGUCUCUGGAAAGGACGGUCACAAAGGGUUCAACCGGUGUCUUGAAGUUCAGCUUUAAGGGUAAUCUAGAGACCACAAGUACUGAAGCAUUCUUCAAGACUAGCUAUGUGACUGAGCAGGAGGUUGAAAGGAUCGUAGCAGCAACCCAACUUCGUCCAAACAACGCUCGUCGCAUGUUCCCCUGUUUCGACGAGCCUGGGUACAAGACUCCGUUUGAACUUAGUGUGGUCCGACCCAGGGAUAUGAUCGCCCUUAGCAACGUGCCUGUUGCAAAAACUGAAAACAUUCCGGAUGAACCAGAUGCAGUAUGUGACCACUUCGAGAGAACCCCACCGAUGUCUACAUUCACACUCGGACUGGUGAUAGCUAACUUGAAGCAGUUAGGUGAAUCAACACAAGUCAAAGAUGAUGCUGGCAAUGAUAUUGAAAUCCGCGUAUGGGGUCGUCCAGAAUACCUAGAAGCUUUAGCCGGUAUCAACGAGAAGGUGGUGCGAGUGUUCAAAGAGCUGGCUGCUUUCUGGAAAGUUCCACUGCCUCUGAAGAGGUUGGAUAUCGUCGCGCUGCCCAACUACCAAGGAGUCAAGCCUGCUGAUAACUGGGGACUUAUCGUGUUCAGGGAGAGUGAUCUUAGCAGCCGUGGCUACAUCCAGCUAGCUCAGGAGUUGUCAUACCAGUGGCUGGGUGCUCUCACCACCCCUGCUUGGUGGACUGACGCUCAUCUCAACAAGGCCCUUGUUGGGUAUAUCGCUGCUGCUACUGCUUUUAAGAUAAACAACGGAUCAGAAAUGGAAGGCAAAUGGCCACUCACGGUGCUAUACUCCUUAUACUACGAGUUCAGCAAGCGUUACCCUCACUCCCGCAUCACGGGGAUGAAGCAGGAAACGGCUUGCACCAAGAUCGAGCUUCUAUUCCGCAUGUUCAACUAUACAUUAGGAGAGGAGACUUUCAAGAAUGGCCUGAGGAUGUUCUUGGAGUCACGCAAAUUCAAGACUUUCUCCGGCGAUGACAUCUGGAACGCCUUAAACAAAGCGGCACAAGACGAGAAGAAGAUUCCAGAAGGGGUUGACAUUAAGACUGUUGCUAAGAGCUGGAUAGAGAAGGAUAGACUGCCUCUACUCAAUGUUACUAGAAACUAUAAAGACAAUACUGCUGUUGUUACACAGAAAGUUUACCUCCGUGAAAGACCCCACGACGUUCCCGAAGCUGCUAAGAUGUCGUGGUGGUUACCUGUUGUCAUGACACAAGAGUCAACCUUGGAUCUGAAGGAUACCACCCCAGCUGCAUGGAUGAAGGAUAGAUCAGAACUGACGAUAGGUUCAGUACCGAAUAAAGACAAGUUUAUUAUUGUUAACCCUGAGGAGAUUGCGCCCUACCCAGUAAACUACGACCAAGAUAACUGGAACCUCCUCUCAAACUUCUUACAAAGCGACAAGAGGACGAUGAUACCAGAACUGACCAGGGCCAAGCUUCUCCAUGAUGCAUGGAACCUCGCGUAUGCUGGUGAACUGUCCUUUGUCACUGCCUUCAAUAUGACACUGUUCUUGAAGAAUGAGAGACACCAUCUAGUUUGGGAUCCUGUGUUCACAAUGAUUGAUCAUUUGGGAAGACAUAUAUGUCAAUGUCUCCAUGGAAAGUUUCAGGCCUACGUAAGAGUACUCCUCAGUCCUUUAUACGAGGAGUUAGCAAAAGACGAGAAGGAAGAUGAGGAGCCCUGGCGCAAACACCUCAGGUCUUUGACCAAGACCUUCCUCUGCCAAGCUGGGUACAAGCCUUGUAUCAGAGACGCGCAGGAACAGUACUCCAAGUGGAUGCAAGCCAAGAACCCUGAUGAAGGGAACCCCCUAUCAAACCAGUACAUCUGCCCAGUCUUCAAAUGGGGCACCAUGAAGGAAUGGGAGUUCGGCCUCCAACGAGUCAUCAACUUCCCCCCCUCGAGGAAGCAGAGUGAGAGGACCUACCUCCUCAAGACCUUGGCUGGAUGCCCUGAAUCCGAAGCCAAGAUCAACAGGCUUCUGAACAUGACGCUGUUGGAAGGGAAUGUGAACUUCACGGAAACUGAUGCCUUCUUGAUCUUCAGUAUGCUGUCGGGGUCGGCAGCAGGGUAUACCACUCUGUUCAACUUCGUGAGUAAUAACUGGGAUGUCUUGAAGGAGAGGUACUCAAGCAGAACCAACCUCUGGGACAACUUAAUCACGUCAGCCACAUCACAGUUCACGACCGAAGAAGGUCUCGAACUUGUCUCCCAACUGUACGUCACGCAUCAAGGCCAGUUCGGUUCCGCUGAGCACAUCAUCGAGAAGUCCAUGAGGAACAUCAGGGAGGAAGCCAAGUGGUCUGCGGAGAACCUGCCCGUGAUCGAAGCGUGGCUCGACAACUAUCUAGCCAGUAGCGAGGUUAAGGAUGACAAAUUUAUCCACAAGUGAUUUGUUUGUGCUGUAAAUUAAUAUAUUGGUUUAUUGUGUAGGUUU